AUGACGGUGGUGAGGAUUGAAGGAAACGGCGGGAACCUAUUAAUGAGCUCAGUCUACAUGGCUCAUGAUAGGCCUGCUCCACCUCCGGAAGUUCAAAACCUAGCAGGGGCUGGCGCAGCCGAAGGAGCAAGUCUGCUUAUGGGUUGCGACGCCAAUGCCAGACAUACCCUCUGGGGCAGCACAGAGAUCAACGAACGAGGUGAGUCUUUAUUUAAUUUUGUCUUAGAUAGUAGUCUGGAGAUAGCAAAUAGAGGCAACACCCCUACCUUCACUUUUCCUAGCACAGACAGGUUUGCUGGCUGGGAAGAUGUGAUAGAUAUAACACUUAAAACUAACAACUGUAUAAUCGAGGACUGGAGGGUAUCUAGCAAAAGGUCGUAUUCUGACCAUGCCUGGAUAAUCUUCACAGUGGGAUUCGAAGUUGGGAAUCCCAAACCUUUUAGGAACCCUAAAAGAACAGAUUGGGUUAAAUUCAGAGCCAUCGUGCGGGCCAAGUUCAUGGUCAUGCCCGAUAUGAACAACUAUAUUAAAGAAGUUGAAGAACUUGAUGCGCAAAUCAGUAGAUUUGAGAAAGUCAUGGGCGUGGCUUUCAGAGCAUCAUGUCCUUUGAAAUAUUCAAAAAAACAGUAUCCCCCGUAG
Messenger RNA from Condylostylus longicornis, 639 nucleotides. RefSeq lists its product as uncharacterized. The transcript has a single exon. The coding region runs from base 1 to 639 and encodes 212 amino acids. NCBI's taxonomy places the organism in Eukaryota, Metazoa, Arthropoda, Insecta, Diptera, Dolichopodidae. The record is from RefSeq and is a predicted model, not a curated record. Gene Ontology annotation, molecular function: catalytic activity.